UUCCUUGUUAAACGUCUUUUGGUUCCUGCGUUGUCUUUUAUCACAAACAACCCUUGCUACAGUGUGUUCUUACAUAAAAAGGACACAUUAUUUUUCCUUUUGAUGAGUCUAAUUUCUUUGAGUGGAGGCGUUGGGUACUCUUUUCUUACAUGUAGCUGAAGUAGUGAACACACUAAGAAAUGAAGCAAAAAUGGUUUCGGGUCUAAAAUAGUUCUGGUUUCGAUUUUUAAAAGAGUUAACUAGGUUGUUACUGUUAUUAAUUUUAACCAAUUUGUGGUCAAAAUAAAAAAACAAGUCUAUCAAAUCCUAAUUAAAAAUUUUAAAAUUAAAUAAAUUUGUCAAUAAAGGAAAAAUAAAUCUAUCAAAUCCUAAUUAAAUCUAUUAGAAUUAAGUAACUAUGUGGCCUAAAGAAAAUAGAUUUAUCAAAUUAUAAUUAAAUCUGUCAAAAUGUAGUAAAUCUGUGGCCAAAAGAAAAAUAAAUCAGUCGAAUCUCAAUUAAAUCUCUCAAGUUGAAGUAAAUCUGUCAAAAAAAAAAAAUUUGAGAACGAUAGGUUAGAAAUGUUAUCUGUCAUGAAGUUUAUUCAUGCAAACUUUUUCUAUCUAUUUAUUCAUGUAAACAUUCAAAUUUUUAAUUUGAAAUCCUUUGUAGAAAAAAAAAAACAAGAGUAGACCAACUUGAGAAUGUAAGUACAAAUUUAGAAUAUUUUUUACUGCAUUUUGAAAGAAGGAAGCUAUAUUUCGCCGGAUCUGUGUUAAUAUCAGUGUUUUUAAAACCGGACCGGAAGCCGAACCGGAUUUUUUUGGGUCAUGGUUCAAUAUGGUUCGAUCUGGUCAAAUUUGGUUUAAUACUUUGGUUUAAUAUAUUUUUAGUAUAUAAAUUUUAAAGCAAUGUUAUUAAAUAUGAUACGUAACUAAAAUAUAAAUAAGUUUUAAACAUAAAACAUUAUAAAUAUAAGUUAGUUUUAUGUUUAAUUGAUGGUUUAUAGAUUUUUGAUAGGUUUAGUGGUUUUUAUUGGUUUAAUAAUUUUGAAAUCCAAUCUAUCUACGUGGUCGGUUCAUGGUCGAACCAAUUACUAAACCCAAUCCGGCUAUAUAAUCGGUUCAUAGUCGAAUCCGGUCUAACCAUCGGGUCGGUCCGGUUUUAAAAACACUGGUUGGUUAAUAUGUUUACUUUUUGACAUAUGAAAAUUCAAAAUGAUUAUCUGGGCAUUCUAGGCCCAAUAAUAUUCGUUAGCCCAUUUACAUUCUUCUCGUCAACUAUUUUCCCGCCAAAAUGAAUUGGGAACAGAGCUUUUUCACCUCCGUGAAAAGGGAAUAUCACAACUGUAAAAGAGUGAGAUUUUUUCAUGCUCCUCCAAAGACGACGGAACAUUCGCCGCUGUGCACUCCGACAUCGGCCUCUUCUUAGACAGACACGAAGAUGGAUCUCACGUGUCCAUUCUGUUCCGUGUGUUACAGAUUACAUAGAAGCUUCGUCAGCAAACAGACAAGAUGUCGAUGUUGUAACAAGAACUUCACCGCGCGUGAGACCCCUCUUCAAGGCCUUUCGUCUAAAGACAGUACACCUAAAAGGAUAUUGAGUCAAAUGCUCCGUGAAACACAUCAGCACCAUCCGGUUGCUCCUUCCAGUUCCGGUCCAAGCUUUUGGACUACGUGUCGAAACUGUGGGUGUAGACAUCGUUAUCUUAGAGUGUAUUUAGACAAAUGGUUCGUUUGUCCGAGUUGCAGGGAGGAAACCAUUGCGAUGGAAGUGCUUGCGAGAUCAGGCGAGGUUCUGUUCAACAAAUGGUUCCAAGAGUUUAGAUCCAUGUGUAAGAACGAGGCUGCGUCUGUCUCUGGAAAGAAAAGCUCUCCUGGUUCGAGAUGUGAUGUGAAGGUUGUUGGUGAGAAGAGAAAGAGGGAAGAAGAGGUUGCUGCUUUAUCUCAAAAUCACAGCAAGCCUGAUGGUGUUAUUGGUAGCGCUGUAGACAAUAACAGAAGAGGAUUCAAUGGUAAUGGAGAUGAAGCGUCAAGCUCUGGGGAUGCUAAGGUGGAUAACAACUUUGGUUUACGUGAUUCAAGUUCAGGAGGUGAUGUACAACCAAAGAUUGCUGGUCUGAAGUUUAACGACUUUGAUAAGCUGAGGGAGGAAGUAAACUUUGCAGUUGGCCAGGUUUGGGCUAUCUAUGACACAACUGAUAAGGUUCCUAGACAGUAUGCUCUCAUCAGAAAAGUUUCAGUUCCUUCUUUUGGGCUUAGGAUCACAUAUCUAGAGCCGGAUCCUGAUGAUGAGAAAGAGAUCCAGUGGUUUGAAGAAGACUUGCCUGUUUCUACUAGUCAGUUCAGGCUUGGGAAGAAUGAGAACACUCAAGAGCGUUCGUUAUUCUCACAUGUUAUCCACUGCAACGAAGGAAGCAACUCUGGUCACAUCACUCUUUCUCCAAGAAAAGGAGAGACUUGGGCUCUAUUCAAGAACUGGGAUAUGAACUGGUCUUCAGAGCCAGAUUCUCACCGCAAAUAUGAGUAUGAGUUUGUGGAGAUUUUGUCAGAUUAUUAUUGCACUGAAGCUGCUGGUGUAUCUGUUGCAUUCUUGCAUAAAGCAAAAUGCUUUGCAAGUGUUUUCUUCCGAAUGGGAACUGGUGAUGCAGAGACAUUGCACAUAUCACCUCACAGUUUGUACCGAUUCUCCCAUAGGAUCCCUUCCUUCAAACUGACUGGAGUUGACGUCAAAGGUCUGCCAAAGUAUGCUUACGAGCUGGACCAAGCUGCGUUACCUGCAACAAUCGAAGAGGUAACCGUCCCUUCACAUCUAUUACCAGAGUUUGCACCUCCAAAGCCAGAAGCUCUCUGCUUUCCUAUAAACGGAAAGGUUUUUAAAACUGGUCAGAUCUGGUCAUACAUCGGAUGCAAUGACAACAUGCCUAGGGACUACUGUAGGAUCCAUAAGAUCAGUGUGACUCAAACAUUUGAGCAGGCUCCAGUUUACAAAAUAGUCUCCUUUCGGUUAAAGCCCAAGCGUUUACCUGGGGAAGUCAUCAUCCCUUGGGAGGACAAGAAACUGCAUGUUAGUUGUGGAACUUUCUUGGUGACUAGAGUUCAUGUAGCACUCGCUCCUAAUAACUUUUCACAUCUGAUGGUGCCUCAAACCUCCAUGGAAGGAAAUGAAUAUACGUAUACCAUUCUGCCUAAGGUUGGCCAAGUGUGGGCGAUAUACAGAUUCUGGAAUGGUUUCCUUGAAGAAACCUAUGAGGACUACGUCAUUGUCGAAGUUCUUGAUGACGCCUUGGACUAUAAGGUGUUAGCGCUGGAGCCUGCGUUGCAGUUUAAUGGAGAUGAAGAGAGGAAGAGAGUUUUUGGAGCAGCUGAGAGUAGGCCACGUGAUUUUGAUGAUGGGGAUGAGGUGAUAUUUACAAUCCCAAAGUUGAAAGUGCUGAGAUUCUCUCAUCAGAUUGCUGCUUCCCGGGUGAUAAAGGAGGUAGAUGGAGAGUUGAAAGAGCUUUUUGAACUUGAUUCUACAGCAGUAUCUGUAUUGUGAGGUGACAAGAGCGUUGAGCAACGGGUGUCAGAGAAGGAUAAAGUCCCUUUAUAUUAGCUUUUUGGUGGAUUCUGACUCAAGGUUUGUUCUUGGUUUAAGAUCUAAAACCUUUAAAACUUAAAAGACUUUAUCCAGUGUUUUAUUUAUGUUUUUCGUUUGUUGGUUUAAAUCUAUGGAAGUUCAUGAA
Brassica napus (rape) is the source of this 3701-nucleotide messenger RNA. RefSeq lists its product as uncharacterized. The transcript has 2 exons. NCBI's taxonomy places the organism in Eukaryota, Viridiplantae, Streptophyta, Magnoliopsida, Brassicales, Brassicaceae. Bases 1421 to 3514 code for a protein of 697 amino acids. The record is from RefSeq and is a predicted model, not a curated record.